This is a messenger RNA of Capsicum annuum, 932 nucleotides long. Its product is annotated as nodulin-related protein 1. The record is from RefSeq and is a predicted model, not a curated record. NCBI's taxonomy places the organism in Eukaryota, Viridiplantae, Streptophyta, Magnoliopsida, Solanales, Solanaceae. The transcript has a single exon. Bases 184 to 702 code for a protein of 172 amino acids. Gene Ontology annotation, biological process: response to heat; regulation of abscisic acid biosynthetic process.
UGACUCGUACAACACCAAUUACGAAAUUACCAUGAUAUAGCCCUUUACUUCACCUAAACAAUUUAAUACCUCUAAACCACUCCUUUAUAUAUUUUUUCAUUAUCCACCAUUGUUCACUACUUUUUUCUUUUCUCAUAGUUUCAUAAUUAUAUAAACUUGUUUGCAUCUCAACUAUUUUAUUCCAUGGAUCCAACUCAAUCCAAGACCACAUCCGGCGCGGCUCAUUCAUCGAACCAUAAGCCCAACAGCCACCCAAAGCCAUCCAAAUCUGAGCUGAUGUCCAGCGCCAAACUAGUAGCGGACGCAGCCAAAGCAAAGCUCCAUCAUGAUCCGAAAAAUUUUGAAAAAUCGGAGCUCGCUGGAGCCGCCGCUGACCUUCUUAACGCUGCCUCCCAGUACGGCAAACUAGAAGAGAAAGGAAUCGGGAAAUUUGUAGGAAAGGCAGAGACUUAUCUCCACAAAUAUGAAACUUCUCAUUCCACAACCACAACUACUCAUGCUGCAGCUGCCUCUACGACUGGACACACGCAUUCAUCGGGACAUACAGAAGGGAAACAUGAAGAAUCUGGAAGUGGAUAUGGAGAGUAUAUUAAAAUGGCUGAAGGAAUUUUCAAGAAACAUUCAGAUGGAAAUCAGUCGUCGGAAUCCGGUAAAAAAGGAGAGUAUCUGAAAAUGGCUGGAGAUUUCUUGAAGAAGCAUUGACCCUGUACCAUAUACAAUAUUAUCUCAUCUUCUUUUCUUAAUUAAAUCUUUUGAAUUAUGUUUUAUUAUUUUUUUUCUCUAUUUUUUUUUUUUCAAAGUUCUAUUACUAUCUCUUGAGUUUGGUUAUUAAAUGAAAGUUCAAUUAUGGCGAAGGGCAAUGGAUAAAUGUGAUAUGUAUAUGUGUUGCCUGCGAUAUUGCCACUUGUGCCAAUGAAAAUAAAUUUGUUUAA